Messenger RNA from Marchantia polymorpha subsp. ruderalis, 1978 nucleotides. The record is from the annotation of a GenBank genome assembly. Lineage: Eukaryota; Viridiplantae; Streptophyta; Marchantiopsida; Marchantiales; Marchantiaceae.
UGACGUGAACCUUGCGAUUGAAGAGUUUUGCGGUCCCUUCCGAAGGAAAGCUGGAGGUGCUGGACGAUGCUGCUGCUACCGCCACGACGAGAGGGAUCUGACCAUUCUGCGCAAUCGAAAUCAGGACUGGGACUGGAGCAGUGCAGCAGUACUAUUCAUUGCCGACCAGCUUGUCCGUGCCUGAUCGAAGUAGCGAGGCAAGCGCUCGGAGAAGAGGGCCCGGAGGAGGAGGAGGAAGCGGAGUCGAAGAAGAGGAGGACGCAGAGCAGACUUGCAAAGGACAUCUUUCAUCUCUUCACUCUGGUUUCACGCACACUUUCGUGUCCUCAGCGCCUGCCGGCAUCCGUGCCGCCUGACAGCGAACGACUCCUCCCCCGUUCCCUUCUCUGCCGUUUUGUUUGCGUUGUGUGGUGUUGAUGUCGCAGCUGCAGCGAAUUUUGUGGUCCUAGGAGACGACACCUCUGGUGUAGGAACGCAUGCGGGCAGAGGGAAGGUGAGGGGAGUGAAGCGGGGUUUCUCGCCUAGGAAAGCGAGGCAGCGCACUGAGUCGAUUGUUUGGACGGUUGCGCAUCGAGCAGUUGGAAGAUCACCGCACCACAACUCUCAGGGGAGUGCGAUCGUGCAUAUGCCCAUCUGGUCUAGGUGAAGAACAUAUAUCGAAUAUAAGGCACUCUGAAUUGGAACAGGAUUUGGUGGGUAGCUGUGUUGGAAGGGAGUGACAAGGGUUGCGCAUUGGUGAGAAGUCGGUGACAGGCACACAGGUCCCAACAGUAAACUGUUAGGGUUGUGCAAAUUCAGAUUUAGUGCUAGAGAGAUUCACUGUUAUUUCAAAAGGUGGGCGUACUGGUCUAAAUGGCCCAAAUAGUGGAAGAUUGGUACAGGCAGAUGCCAAUAAUCACACGAAGUUAUCUUACACUGUCUGUGCUGACAACGGCAGGAUGUGCCCUCGAGGUGAUAUCACCGUAUUCAGUUUAUCUCAAUCCAAAUUUAGUGGUGAAGGAUUGGCAAGUCUGGCGAUUGGUGACAAAUUUUUUCUAUUUUGGAAAACUCGACCUCGACUUUCUGUUCCACAUGUUCUUUCUUGCACGGUACUGCAAGUUACUCGAGGAAACGUCAUUUCGAGGAAGGACAGCGGAUUUUUUCUUCAUGCUGCUUUUUGGUGGAAGUUUGUUAACCUGCAUGUUCCUUGGUGGAGCAUUUUUGACGUUCUUCUUACCUAUAGCAGAAAUCUACUUUUUAAGCAAUUCCCUCACAUUCAUGAUGGUGUAUGUAUGGAGCAAGCGCAAUCCUAAUGUGCAAAUGAGUUUCCUUGGUCUUUUUAGUUUCACCGCACCAUACUUGCCAUGGGUUUUAUUAUUAUUUUCCCUGAUGGUGGCUAGUAGCCCAUGGGUGGAUAUUUUGGGAAUGGCCGCUGGUCAUGCUUAUUAUUUUUUGGAGGAUGUGUACCCGGUGAUGACUGGACGUCGCAUCCUCAAAACUCCAGGCAUUAUCAAAGCUUUGUUCCCAGAGGAUAAUGUGGUUGUUCCUACAAGGCCAGCCAAUGGUUGGGGAGCUCCUGGUGUUGUUGCCGAAGCUCAGCCGCUUCAUAGAGAUUGACAAUAUUUCUUGUAAAAAUAAUGUGUAGGGAGUUGUCUACUUACAUGGCUGGCCUUCAGCUGACUAUCAGAUUUAGACCUCAAAAGUUAGCAUUAUCUUGGGAAACAAUCCCCGAGAAUGUACUAUAAUGGGUUGCAGUUUGCAAGCACAGGGAUAGCCAAUGGUGUGAUCAGAAUUUAGAUCACCAUGUGUUUAACACUUUCUUCGUCACUCGCGUUGUCACUUGCUCUCUUGAGACCCUUCCACAUUUAUGACAGUUACAUAAAUUUCACUAGUCAGCCACUUUGUGCGCAUCAGAUUUGUGUCAGAUGUAUUGUGCACGAGCCAGGUUCGAAAAAUUGACCUCUAACCUCUCGCCCAAUUUUGAAUCCCGAUCUAUUGU